AUGCCCCCGGGUACGGCUCCACAAGUUCACGGAGCCGAUAUGAUUGCAGUGACAACGACGUCGCCGUCGUUUCAGAUGCCUUUGGAGUGGCAUCCAGCUACGGCUUUGCGGCUGAGACGGAUGGCGGAGGACGGCCUCGGCCAGCGUGCGACAAUCACUGGCUAUUCAACGCCAUCCACGGCAGAUGUGGGAGGUGCCUCCCUGCGCUUGCGGAUAUCGGAUCCGAAGCCACCCCUGGCCGGCCAAGGGUCCCUGGCACUGGCAGUGCGGCGGGUGCAGGGGGAACCCUGGCUGCCGGCUAUCGGAGGUGUGCCCGGGCAUCACAAGGAUCGCAACGGCGAUGCGCGGCACGGGCUCAUGGAGAUCAUGGUUAUUGCACGCCCCACGGUUCGUGGAAAGGUGACAUUCCUGCCGAAGGACGUGCUGCAGCAGUGGGCGCCAGUGGGCCAAGAGGUGGAGGUAACCGCCCUGAGUCGACUGGGCGACUUCCACAUCGACGACGGAAGCGGGCCCUGGCUACGUGAUCGUAUUUUGAUCACCGCCUCAGAGGCAGAGGACCUGGCCAUGACGGCUGAGGCCGUCGAUGGUGACAUCCAGCAGCUGCUGUCGGGUACCGGGCUUCGACCGGACCCCAGGGUCGAGCCGCCUCCCUCUGACGAGUGGGACCUGGCGCGCGCCGGCACGCUCCACCGCGACGUGGGCACCAGCAAGCUCUGA
Symbiodinium sp. CCMP2456 is the source of this 717-nucleotide messenger RNA. The record is from the annotation of a GenBank genome assembly. Lineage: Eukaryota; Dinophyceae; Suessiales; Symbiodiniaceae.